Kuraishia capsulata CBS 1993 is the source of this 2199-nucleotide messenger RNA. RefSeq lists its product as uncharacterized. Gene Ontology annotation, molecular function: ATP binding; protein serine/threonine kinase activity. The transcript has a single exon. Lineage: Eukaryota; Fungi; Ascomycota; Pichiomycetes; Pichiales; Pichiaceae. Bases 1 to 2199 code for a protein of 732 amino acids. Gene Ontology annotation, cellular component: nucleus; cytoplasm; plasma membrane. Gene Ontology annotation, biological process: protein phosphorylation. The record is from RefSeq and is a predicted model, not a curated record.
AUGCCUGCUAUGACAACGGCUAGCGUCGAAUAUAUAUACCAAGCCAACGGGCCCGACUCGCCGACUCAAGUCGCUGCCCUCGGCAACCCCAUCAAUGGCCAGCAUCAACAACAAGACUACAGGUCGCGAUCGAAUUCGAAGAAACUCACCCAGUCCUUUGGAAAACUGUUCUCGUUUGGAUCUGGUGAGCCUUCUGAGAGCCCAGCGUUAAUUUCGCCUACUCUUAAUCCGGAAGUUACGCCGAAUAACGAGAUAGACCACCUGGACCACAGUGAAGAUCCUUCGAUAGUCCACACGAAAAAGCUUGCAAAACUGAAGAAUUUGUUCAAGUUUAACUCUAAUACGAACACCCCGGACCCGGAAGAGGACUUGGACAGUUCUGCAGGAGUUACAGAGAAUGAGUCGGAUUUUGUGACCUCGGGAACAGUCAGAAGUCCUGCUUCUCCCCAGGGAAUCAUGGACAAACUGCGCAGAAAGCGGUCGCCUUCAGCUGUAACCCCUCCCUUCAAGUCUCCUGAGCAAACCACGGUUGUCAAUUCUAACCCUUACUUCCAGUACCAAGGAUAUCCUCCCCAUAACCCAGGUUCGAUUGAAGAAUGCGAUCUGAGCGAGCAGCAGAACAUGCUGGUGGAAUCGGGCAUUUACAAUAUGAAAUUGAAACAUAACGACAGCAUAAACAAUUCGACCUCGUCUCUGAACAAGUUUGAGAAGCCGGUUGCGGUUGAGAAUCCAGCAACUUCUAUGCAGAAAAAGUUGAGAAGAGUGGCUUCAGCCCCUCUGGGACUGAAGGUUUUGAAUGAAAACGAGUUACCACCAAAUAGGAAUGAAUCUGUUGAUAGUGUUCAAGAGCACAUUGGUGAGCUCCACCUCCAGAGCCGCUCCCGAAACCAGUCUGUGGGCAGGACCUACUCCAGUAACUCUAUCAGAGUUUCCGAGGUCCAAGUGAGUCCUAACUCCUUUGAAAAGAUUAAGCUUCUUGGAAGAGGUGAUGUUGGAAAGGUCUAUCUGGUAAGGGAAAAGAAAACCAAGAAACUAUAUGCCAUGAAAAUUCUCAACAAAAAAGAGAUGAUUCAGCGAAACAAAAUCAAACGAGCCCUUGCUGAGCAGGAGAUUCUGGCCACCAGUAACCAUCCUUUCAUCGUGACUUUGUACCACUCGUUUCAGUCUGAGGACUAUCUCUAUCUGUGUAUGGAGUACUGUAUGGGAGGGGAGUUUUUCAGGGCCUUGCAAACGAGGAAGAUGAAAUGCAUACCUGAGAGCGACGCCAAGUUCUAUGCUGCUGAGGUGACUGCGGCCCUUGAGUAUCUGCACUUGAUGGGAUUUAUCUAUCGUGAUCUCAAGCCCGAGAACAUUCUUCUUCAUCAAUCUGGUCACAUCAUGCUUUCUGAUUUUGAUCUUUCCAAGCAAACGAAUUCUAACAAAGAGCCUGAGAUUGUGCUGACCAGUCGCAACAGCUCCUCGCAUCUGCCAACGGGUCUGGACACAAAGGCUUGCAUUGACGGGUUCAGAACUAACUCUUUUGUGGGCACUGAAGAGUAUAUUGCUCCUGAAGUGAUUAGGAAUAAAGGCCAUACAUCUGCUGUGGAUUGGUGGACCCUCGGUAUCUUCAUCUACGAGAUGAUAUUUGGAACCACGCCUUUCAAGGGCGCAACUCGGAACCAAACAUUCUCAAAUGUUCUGAAACACGAAGUGCAGUUUCCAGACCACUCAUCUUCCCAUUAUGCUUCAACUACCAGCAAUUGCAGGAAUGUGAUAAAAAAACUGCUCAUCAAAGACGAACUCAAAAGGCUGGGAAGCAAAAACGGAGCUGCUGAUAUCAAAGCACAUCCUUUCUUCAAAAAUACCCAAUGGGCUCUGCUAAGAAAUCAAAAGCCUCCCAUGAUACCGGUUUUCUCGGCAAAAAAGGACUCAGGAUCCCAUAGCAAGGACUCGAAGACGAGCGAGGUGGAAAGCCUUAGUUCCAGUACCAUACAAAGCACACACUCAAGCAAUAACGCACACAAUAAGACCAAGGACAAGCUGGAUUCUCAAGAACAUGACCCAUUUGAGUCUUUCAGCUCUGUCACUUUACAUCAUGGCUAUGACGAUAACGGCGAGGAAGGAAUAUACGAUAUAAACCUCUUUGGAGAUGUCUCCUACACUCUCACGGGUGCGGAAUUACCUGCGAAGUCAGACUCCAAGGGUUUUUUGAAGAGAUAG